AAUGGAGACACUACGCGACAAUUAUAUAAAAUAUAUAAACCAGGAGAAAAAAUAUAAAAGUGGUUCUGGUGCUACAAAAAGGAAAAAAUACCACUUCGCUGAUAUGUUAUCGUUUUUGAAACCAAAUUUAGAGAGAAGAAGUACAUCGGGAAAUUUUACAAAUGACACACAAGUUGAUCAACAGGUUUCGGAUACAGAUGACCAAGUUGAUGAUCAUAAUGCAUUAUUGGACACAUCACAACAACUAGAUAUGUCCACCACAAGCGCACAAAAUACCCUUCCGAGUACUUCGAAAAAAAAUAAAAAAAAUACGAAAAUGACUGAUUUUCAAAGCAAACUUUUGAACCACCUUGAAAAACAAGAAACUACCGACGCAGAUGAACAUUUUUUAAAAUCUUUACUUCCCGAAGUAAAGAAAUUGAGUGAAAGUAAAAAAUUGGACUUUAAAGUGUAUGUGCUGAAAUUUUUUCAAAAUGAAUCUCGUCCACAAAAUUAUAAUUAUUCUUAUCCGACUGCAGUCUUUCAACAACAAAAUAAUACUCCAUAUUUUCAUCCCGGGUUAAAUUCAUUAAAUUCGUCUUCUCCAAUGUUAUAUCAACAAGCAUCUCAAUCACAAAGUUCAAUAGAUACUCUACACCACAUAACAUAUUCUGAAUCAGUUCCUACAAUCAAUAUUCCCAACUGCAACCACCUUCUGAAAACAUACCACUUUAUCAACCAAAGUCACAACUGUUUACUCCACAUAAUCUCCAUGAUAGUAAUCAACACAUUUAAAAUAUAUCAAUAAAUAUAUUUUCAAAA
This is a messenger RNA of Aphis gossypii (cotton aphid), 801 nucleotides long. RefSeq lists its product as uncharacterized. The transcript is spliced from 2 exons. The coding region runs from base 2 to 787 and encodes 261 amino acids. The record is from RefSeq and is a predicted model, not a curated record. Gene Ontology annotation, molecular function: DNA binding. Lineage: Eukaryota; Metazoa; Arthropoda; Insecta; Hemiptera; Aphididae.